GUUAUUGAAUAAAUAGAAACAAGGAAACGAAGACGGGAAAAAAACACAAAAUACACAAAACAAAUUUUUUCUUCUACCAUAAUACCAUCCAUUCAUUGUGAAAAGUUUGAUAAUCGUGUGUAAAAAAAUAAGAAUUAAAACUUAAAAUAAAUUUAUUAAAAGAUAUAACAAGAUCUAACGCUAAUUUUGUCGUGAAUAACUUUUAAGCUAAAGAGUGAAAAAUAUUUUAAACGCCAAAAUUAAGGGCUAUAGAAAUCCAGCACAACCUCUCGUCGACGAAGCCGAGGAGGUGGAGACUGAGCACGCCACAAUGGCCGCAAAUGAUUCAGGUGUGGACACCAGCAACGAUAGCAAUGACGGCGUGACCGCUAGCAUAAUGAUUACACCGCCACCGCCAAUAAUGCCGCCCACACCAACAUCGUCACCUAAUACCCACGAGUGGCCUACCAUAAAUCCGAACGCAUUCCAUCUCAACUCGGAUGAGCAUUUUGCGCUACCUACCUUACCGCCACUGCCAUUGAACUCGUCGUCGCAGUCGUCAUCGGACUUUAUGUCUAGCAUCAUCCAUCCUAGUACCCUGCCCUCUAGCAGUCACAACUUCAAAAUGCGUCCCCGUACGUGCAUAAAGAGUAGGUUGCGUUUUAGUUACAACAAUAUUUUUGCCGAAUCGACGGGACGGAAACUGCGCUAUGCGGCUUCAACAAACAACAUCGAGUUAUUGACUCGAGUCUUGGAGUCCGGAGCGGAUCCCAAUGCCUCGGACGAGUAUAAAAGAAGUCCGCUGCAUUUGGCUGCUUGUCGCGGUUACAUACAAAUCGUUCAGCAAUUGCUUAAAUUCGGAGCAAAUCCAAAUGUAGUUGAUUCCUUGGGCAAUACACCACUGCAUUUGGCCGUCAUCUCGGCCAGCUCUAAUAAUUUCAAUGUUGUGGUGCGCGUCCUCCUGCAGGGCGGUGCCAGUGUUCAUAUGUUUGACCGCAGUGGCAAAUCGCCACUGGAACUUGCCGAAGCUAAACUACGUUUACUCCGUACCAGAUACGAGAAUCCUACACCAGAGACCAGUAAAAUUCUUGAGGAUAUGUGUAUGCUAACUGCCCUAAUACUACGAUAUAUGGUUAAACAGCAGCGUGAACUCGAAGACCUCUCCAAUUUGGAGAAGCGCUUACAGAAUCUAAGUACCCGCGAUGAUCAAGAACAGGUUGUCUCACAGACCGCUGACGAGUUGUUAGCCAGCAUUGAAGGUCUGUCGAUUAACAAGUAAAGGCGCUGUUGAGAAAUAGAAUCGGUCAGCGAAAGAUCCACACUGUUAAUUUUUAUUCAAAACAAAAUGUGUAUUGUCGUUAUAUUUUCGUUUCCUAAUUUGGCUGCCGUGUGUUUGUAUCGUUUGCAUGAAAGCAUACACCAAGGAUUGUACAAAAGAAAAGAUUGAAAUAUUAUAUAUAUAAAGAUGUAUAUACAUAAUAUCUAAGUAUACACAUACAUGUACAACUUUUCAUUGCAAUUUUUUUCAAAACAGACGAUAUUUUCUACUCUUAAGAUAUUUUAAUUUUUUUAUGAUUACUAUUAUAUAUUAAAAAAAAUACGAUAUAUUAAACUUCUUUGUAGUUUUUAAGCUUACAAAUGUUCGACAUAUAACAAACCAUAACAAACCUAAAUCAUAGAAUCAUAUACAAAUUAAAUAAAGAAAUGAACACUUUUUGUUAUAAACAUUUUCAAAUUUCAAAAUGAUAUUGGUAUUUGCCACAAAAUCUUGUUUAAGUUUUAAAAAGUAAAUUAAGAUUAAUGAGAACAAAUACAUGCAAAUAUCCAUUGAAUAAAAAUUUAAAAAAGAUAUAUACAUAGAUGUUAUCUAUACACUACAAAAUUAACUAUUAAAUAAGUUUUAAUAUAAAACUAAAAAAAUAUAUACUAAAAACAUUACACAUAAAGUGAAGUAUAAAGAGUAAAGCAAAUUAACAAUAAAUAAAAUCCUCCAAAAAUUUAAAUGUUUAUUUACUUCUUAUGUAUAUGUUAAUUAAUUAAUUAUUUACACAAUCAAUCAGCAAUGCAAACAAUCGAUUUAAUAUUUCAUUAUUAUUAUUGUAUGUUUUCCUUUGAUUUGUUUAAUUUCAAAUUUGAAUUUAUUAGUAUUUUGUGCAGUAGUUACUUUAAAAACAAUACAUAAAAACUGCAUAAUCAACAUCAAAAUGCAGAGAAACGUUAAAAAAUAGUACAUACAUUGGCAUAUAUAGUACAUAUAUAAACGACAUUUUCAAAGUAAUAAUUUCUCAGAUGGACGAACAAAAUGUAUUUAUAGUUUUUGGCUUUAUUGCAGAGAAACUGUAUUCAUUUCAUUUAUUCUUAAACUAUUAUCAUACAUACACCUGUAAUGAGGCCAAUUACAUUAGUACAACCAACAAUCCAAUGAUGAAAUGUUGAAACUAAAUAUGAAAUAAAAUUCUAGAUAUUUAUUAAAAUGUAAAAUCGAAAUUUAUUAAAUACGUGUCUAUGAUUAUGAAAUUACUUAAACGAGAAAAAUGUGUAAACAUUUUUUUUAUCGAUUCAAUUUAAUAAAUCGAAAAAUAUUUCAAUCUAUUGAGUGUGAAAAAUAAAGGCAUUAGCCAUUAUAU
This is a messenger RNA of Lucilia sericata (common green bottle fly), 2606 nucleotides long. Its product is annotated as ankyrin repeat domain-containing protein 54. Bases 311 to 1258 code for a protein of 315 amino acids. The transcript has 2 exons. Gene Ontology annotation, molecular function: protein binding. The record is from RefSeq and is a predicted model, not a curated record. NCBI's taxonomy places the organism in Eukaryota, Metazoa, Arthropoda, Insecta, Diptera, Calliphoridae.